Nothobranchius furzeri (turquoise killifish) is the source of this 4051-nucleotide messenger RNA. RefSeq names its product SIN3-HDAC complex associated factor (gene sinhcaf). Gene Ontology annotation, cellular component: Sin3-type complex. Gene Ontology annotation, biological process: negative regulation of cell migration. The record is from RefSeq and is a predicted model, not a curated record. NCBI's taxonomy places the organism in Eukaryota, Metazoa, Chordata, Actinopteri, Cyprinodontiformes, Nothobranchiidae.
UCCGCUCUGAAAAGGAGGUGUGGAUGUGACGCAUGCGCGUUAGCUCCACAACUACUCAGUCCCGUCCUCAAACGCAGACAUCAACAAGAGAAGCGGGUUUUACUGAUGCGGGUUCGUUUUCUUUACAGUCCCCAUCGGAACGAGCCUCUACAGGGAUUAUUAUUAUUUCCUACCAGAUUCACGGACCUGGCGACAAGAUGUUUGGCUUUCACAAGCCCAAAAUGUACAGGAGUUUGGACGGUUGCUGCAUCUGCCGAGCAAAGUCCUCCAGCUCUCGUUUCACAGACAGCAAGCGGUAUGAGAAGGACUUCAGGAGUUGUUUUGAGUUGAGCGAAACAAGAUCUGGAGAAAUCUGCAACGCCUGCGUGCUUCUUGUGAAGCGGUGGAAAAAGCUUCCAGUCGGAACCAAGAAGAACUGGAACCAUGUUGUUGAUGCCAGAGGAGGGCCUAGCCUGAGGAUGACCUCCAGACCCAAAAAGAUCAAAUCCAUCUCUAAGAAAGCACGGCCGAGCCAGAUCAGCAGGCUGCAGAAAGAGCUCAAAAGAAACAACUCAGAUGCCCACAGCACGACUUCCAGUGCCUCUCCUGCUCAGUCUCCUAGCUACAGCAACCUCUCAGAUGACGGGUCCGACUCCGAGCUGAGCCCAGGAUCCAGCCGCUCUCCCGUUUUCUCAUUUCUGGACCUGACUUACUGGAAGAGGCAAAAAGUGUGCUGUGGAAUAAUCUACAAGGGGCGCUUUGGGGAGGUGCUUAUUGACCCCCAUUUGUUCAAACCAUGCUGCCGUAACAAGCAGCGGCAGCAGCAGCAGCAAGAGGAAGAAGAGGAGGAGGAAGAAGAAGAAGACGAGGAGGAAGAGGUCGAGGUAGACGAAAGCCAAGUGGGGGUGGAAAAGCCCCAGCUGGAAGAGGAAGUGAAGGAGACGCCUACGGGUGAGGAAAAUGCAGAGCCUGCUGAGCUGUGCGUCACUGUGACAACGCCUCCAGUCAGGAGCAUGGUGGUUGAAGAGGGAAGCUGGUGAAGUCAGAAACCCUCCCUCCCUUAUUUGGCAACACCUCUGAAGAAAUCUCGGGCUGUGUUUUUUCUUUUUUAAAUUUAAUUUUACUUUAUUUUAAUUUUAGAGUUUCCUGUGCUCUUGCAGAAAGAAGUCGCCUCAGAUUGCCUUCAAUCAUAAAGCAGCUAAAUAUCUCUCAGUCUUCUCCAUGAAGAUUGUUUAUAACAGUUAAAUGAUAACUUAUGAACUUGUGUCUCUUAUUAUUAUUAUUAUUAUUAUUAUUAUUAUUAUUAUUAUUGUUUGUAUGUUGUGUUUUUAUGGACCAUUAUCUGUGGUGUUAUUGAUCUUCUAUAGAAGAAAUGCUGGAGCUCGGGCUUGCUUGUACAUUACUUUCAGGCUCUUAUUCCAAAACGCAAUACAUCCACUUACUUACAGAAAAAGGUGCUACUUGAAAUCCAUGACUCUACAUUUCAGCGCUUUGGGCUUCCUGACAGGGUUGCGGAAGGCGCUUUAUAAAUAAAGCUUUGAUUGAUUGAUUUCAAACACACAGGUGAUUCCCAUUCUCACUGUGGAUAUUUUCUAAGAACUCACACUAAGAUUAAUAUAACAAGAAUAGGGUUAAUUAUCCCCUUUUUUUUAAGUGGAUCGUAUCCCGUUUUGGAACAAAUGAAACUUUACAUAGGCUGAGCACUAUGGGGUCCAUAUGCAAAGUAAAAUAGUGCUAAUUUAAAAGCAGAAUUUUGGGUUAUUUAGCGCAUCUUAAGAGAAAAAAGGGGAGUUCAUUUUUCUAAAUCUGAUUUUCACUAUGUUAUUCAUACAUUCAUCAAUGUUAAAGUUCCCAACUAAAUAUUUAGAUUGCAAGCUAAAUAUUUUAUUUGGAGGUAAAUAUGUAUUUUAAAAACUAAAUAUUUUGGUCUGAACCAGAUAUUUUGUUUCUAAAAUUAACAUUUAAUUCACUUACUAAAUAUUUUAUGUGGAGAUAAAUAUUUAGUUUACAAACUAAAUAUUUAGCUCCAAAUUAAAUAUUUAUUUUCCAAAAAUAAAUAUUUAGGAAAAGCCCUACAAUAAAUAUUUAAUUUAGAGCUAAAUAUUUAGGUCUGAACCAGAUAUUUUGUUUCUAAAAUAAAUAUUUUAUUCACUUACUAAAUAUUUUAUGUGGAGAUAAAUAUUUAGUUUACAAACUAAAUAUUUAGCUCCAAAUUAAAUUUAUUUUCCAAAAAUAAAUAUUUAGGAAAAGCCCUACAAUAAAUAUUUUAUUUAGAGCUAAAUAUUUAGUUUACAAACUAAAUAUUUAUCUCCAAAUAAAUAUUUGUUUUCCAAAAUAAAUAUUUAGAUUCUAGCUAAAUAUUUGGUUAUGAAAUUCAAUAUUUAUUUUACAAACUAAACAUUUUGGUGUGACCUAAAGAUUUAGUUUGUGAAAUAAAUACUUACAUCAUUAUUAAAUAUUUAUUUUACAAACUAAAUAUUUAGGUCUGACCUAAAUAUUUAGUUUAUUUUUGAGUCUAUAUUAAAUAUUUAGCUUGCUGACUAAAUAUUCAUUUGAGAUUUUUAACGUUUAUAAAUUUAUGAAUAACGGUAAAAAUGUACUCCCAUUUUUUUUCUAUAAUGAUAUGCAAAAUAACCCAAAACUAUUGCUGAUAAGAUAUACUGUUUGACUUUACAAAUGGCACCCCAAAAAGCAGACAUGUACAGUAGCCCCUGUGUUUUUCUGUCCUUUCACAAUAACGUCCACACUUAUAAAAGAUUAAUUUUUUUUGUGUUAGUAGACUGUAUCACAGUCUGUGUGCAAGUAAUGUAUGUGGAUCCCAUUUAGGUAAGGCCUAUUCACAGUUUCAACAGCAAAAAAACAAAAACAAAACACCAGCCUUAAACGUGUGCUACAGACAGUGCUAUUGUUAAUUCUGGAUUGGUAUUAAGGAACAACAAGGGACAGUAGCUACUGUUUAUUGUGGCCUCAGCAACACAUAGUGCAUUUCUGCAUGAAUGGCAAACCCCCACUCAUCCAAAAGGCAUGAAAUAAUCUUAUGCAUGGUCAUCCCAAACAAAAUGCAUGGCCUUACAGAAAUUGUAAAUUUUACUUCUUUUUUUAAUGUUUCCGUCCAUUUCUCUGAAGUUUUAACUUAUUUUUGUAUGUAAAAGUACUAAGCUAAAAUAAAAGUGUCUUUGCAUAAUAAUAAUACCACAAAGUACAACAACAAAACACAAAAAAUCGGUCUAUAGUCAUUGAGCAAUAUGAACAUCAGUCAUUUUCAUCAUUUCUGGAUCAUUUUAUGGUAAAAGUCUUUAAGCUGAAAUUCUAUGCCAUUGCCUCUAAUAUACCACAAAUGUGUUGUGAUGUAUAGCCUGAUAUGAACUUUAUUUAUCAAACAAAAGCCAAAGCACAUUGAAAUUCACCCAAUGUCAAAUCAAUGCAGGUUUUUUAGGGACACUUAUGCUUGUCCUGGUCAUUUGUACGUAUGUUUAUGGUAUUCUAAAAAAAAAAAAGCAAAAAAAAAAUUCAACACUAAUAUGAACUUUCAUACAUGUAAUAUUGUCAUUUUGAGCUGUGGGUGGGAUUUGUACAUAAAGGUUAGAGUCAUGUGGCUCUCACAGGUUUCAUUAUUUAUUUAUUUCAUAUUUAUUUGUAUCCCAGUUUAGAAGUGUUCGUAUGAAUUUUCAUCUUUGAGAACAUGAAUGUGAUUCGCUGGCUCAGGCAUCCUUUUAAAUUCUGCGUUGUUUGGAAUUACAGGUUGUCGAUAUUUGUGAAAUGUUAAGUAUUUAUUUGCUCACCUAGUUGAGUUGCGUGCAACCCAACUUAUUCUAAAUCAUCACUUUGCAACGUAGACUGUAACAGCCGGUAGAUCGCAAACAAACUGUACUUCUUCUUUUUGAUCUUGUAGCUUAAGGAAAUAAACGUUAGCGUAGUGGGAUACAGUAGGGUACAUAGCUAUAGACUUGCAUGUAUUGUUGCUAUGCAUUUAUUUAGCUUACAAGUUAGACAAAGCGGUUUUGUAUUUUUUAUACAUUAUGUACUUUUUUUACUUGUCCCCUAAUAAAAGUAAUUUUGUGAGUUUUCUGGA